AUGGAUUUAUCGAAGGUUGGUGAAAAAUUCCUCCACUCUGUUAAAUCCGCUACUUUUCUUGGUCUCUUACCAUCACCAUCGAUCUCGGAUCGUCCUGAGAUUCCGGCACGUGCUGCGGCAGCUGCUGCGGUUGCUCGUGCUUUGGCGGGACUUCCUUCUGAUCAGAGGUUGAGUAUAUCUUCUACUGCUACUGAGCUUAACUCAAUUUAUGGAAAUAGACCUCUUCCUCAACAAGUUGAAGAGCUUGAAGAGGGAUUUUAUGAAGAGGAUUUUGAUCCGGUAAGGCAUAUUUUGGAGAAUGUGCCGGAUGAUGAAAGUGAGUUAGCUUAUUUUGAGAAGCAGGCUACCUUGAGGUUGGUACAGCUGGAUAGAGUGGCGGAAAAUCUGUCACACCAUGUUAUGGAGCAUCAUGAAGUAAUGGUGAAGGGGAUGAAUUUGGUAAGAGAAUUGGAAAAAGAUUUGAAGAUUGCAAAUGUCAUCUGCAAGGUAUGAGUUUCAUAUUCUUUAAC
This is a messenger RNA of Arabidopsis lyrata subsp. lyrata, 509 nucleotides long. RefSeq lists its product as uncharacterized. Gene Ontology annotation, biological process: retrograde transport, endosome to Golgi; endocytic recycling. Gene Ontology annotation, molecular function: SNARE binding. The transcript is spliced from 5 exons. NCBI's taxonomy places the organism in Eukaryota, Viridiplantae, Streptophyta, Magnoliopsida, Brassicales, Brassicaceae. The record is from RefSeq and is a predicted model, not a curated record. The coding region runs from base 1 to 492 and encodes 163 amino acids. Gene Ontology annotation, cellular component: EARP complex.